Fragaria vesca subsp. vesca is the source of this 719-nucleotide messenger RNA. Its product is annotated as 60S ribosomal protein L23a-like. Gene Ontology annotation, biological process: ribosomal large subunit assembly; translation. The coding region runs from base 103 to 561 and encodes 152 amino acids. Gene Ontology annotation, molecular function: structural constituent of ribosome; rRNA binding. Lineage: Eukaryota; Viridiplantae; Streptophyta; Magnoliopsida; Rosales; Rosaceae. The transcript has 4 exons. Gene Ontology annotation, cellular component: cytosolic large ribosomal subunit; ribosome. The record is from RefSeq and is a predicted model, not a curated record.
UAAAGCCACCAGAGUCGUCUUCACCACUUGGAAACCCUACACUCUUCGGCCGCAGCUGCUCUCUCACCUCAGGUAGGACUGUUUCAGGCAGAGGUUUGAGCAAUGGCUCCUAAAGUUGACAGUAAGAAGGCUGAUCCCAAGGCUCAGGCCUUGAAGGCUGCCAAGGCUGUUAAGUCAGGGCAAACCUUCAAGAAGAAGGCCAAGAAGAUCAGGACAUCAGUGACAUUCCACAGGCCAAGGACAUUGAAGAAGGAAAGAAACCCCAAAUACCCCCGCAUUAGCGCACCACCAAGAAACAAGUUGGACCAUUACCAGAUCCUCAAGUAUCCAUUGACCACCGAGUCUGCCAUGAAAAAGAUUGAGGACAACAACACCCUUGUCUUCAUUGUUGACAUCCGUGCUGAUAAGAAGAAAAUCAAGGAUGCAGUGAAGAAGAUGUACGACAUUCAGACCAAGAAAGUGAAUACUCUGAUCAGGCCUGAUGGAACCAAGAAGGCAUAUGUUAGGUUGACACCUGAUUACGAUGCAUUGGAUGUGGCUAACAAGAUCGGUAUCAUUUAAGCCAUCGUUGUGUUAUUUAGAUGGAGCCAAAGGGAUUUUGUUAUUGCUUUGACAUUUUUGUUAGUAGUACUGUACUGGUUUCAUACUCUUUUCUUUAAUGUGUUUGAGAACCAUGUUGUUUUGCAUAUGGCAAUGUGAUGCUAUUAAAAUUUAGUACU